CAGGGCUGGAGAUAAAAAGACCGACCGACACACACUCCUCCCACUAUUCAGUACAUUGAAUUACUCUGCCUGGUACCGCCGCUCACAAAGACAAGAGGAGGCACGCUUUACCUUGAGAGGGGACAAAGCAGAGGACGGAGCAACUCUAAAUAUGACACGGGACGUCUUUUAGCUAUCGCCGAAGCCACCGACACCGUCCCGUACUCACCCGGCUCUUUCCUCCCUUUUGUUUUCGGUGUGAAACUUUGACUCUGUCAGCAUUUAGCGACCACCCACCCUCUCACACGUUACCUUUGACACGAGUUGUCCCCGUUUGACUCUCGGGAGAGGAGAGGGGGGUGAGCGUUUUUACCGGGGAGAGAAAGAAAAAGGAAAAGCCUCAACGUGUGCCGCAAAGCUAACUAACCCGAAAUCAGAGGAAAGUGGUAGCAGCCCCCUCAGACAGGAUACUUUGUAGUCAGUGGGAUGUUAGAGCGCUGGAAGCAGGACUGACUGCAGGAGCAUGGUGAAGCACCAACCCCUCCAGGUCUAUGAGCGCCAGCUGUGUUUGUCAUGUAUUACUGGGAUCUACGGUUGCCGCUGGAAACGCUAUCAACGUUCCCAUGAUGACACCACCAAGUGGGAGCUGCUGUGGUCCCUCAUCCUCCUUUUUACCUUCUGUCUGCUGCUGGUCUGGUUCUACUUCUGGUGGGAGGCACAUAACGACUACAAUGAGUUCAACUGGUUCCUCUACAACCACUCUGGGGAGUGGAGUGAUGGCACUGUCCCCAUCCUGGCCACCACCGCUGCUGGCUUCACCUACAUUGCAUUUUUAAUGAUUUUAGCACUUUGCCACAUUGCACUUGGGCAGCAGUUGAAUCUACACUGGCUCCAUAAGAUAGGAGUGACUGCUGCUCUGCUCACCACCAUUGUUGGAGUGAUAUCGAUCAAUCAAACAUGGGGGCAAGAGUGGGAUGUCAUCCCCAUCUCCCUGCAGGCAACAGGUCCGUUCCUGCACAUCGGGGCUCUUGCAGCGGUCACAGCACUGUCGUGGAUUGUUGCUGGACAGGUCGCCCGUUCAGAAAAAACAAUGUUCCAGGUGGUGGUCAUGCUGCUGUAUCUCAGUGUGUUACUGGGACUCUACGUGGUGCCCCUGUAUAUCACCUCCCCCUGCAUCAUGGACCCCACCACCCUCAAACAACGCCCUGAUGUCAUUGGCCACCAGGGAGCCCCCAUGCUUGCUCCAGAGAACACACUGUGGUCCUUCCAAAGAGCUCUACAGAUGAACGUCACUGGGUUAGAGACUGACGUGGCUAUCAGUGUGGACGGAGUGCCUUUCCUGAUGCGCGACCGCACCCUGCAGAGAACCACAGACGUCGCGAAGGUUUUCCCAGACAGACAGAAGGAUGACGCCUCGCACUUCAACUGGACAGAUCUGCAGCAGCUCAACGCAGGACAGUGGUUCCUCAAGGAUGACCCCUUCUGGACGGUACACACCCUGUCCCCCCACGAGAAAGAUCUGAUUGCCAACCAGAGUGUGUGCAGCCUGGAGCAGCUUCUAAAGCUGGCUUCCUAUCAUAACAGCACAGUGGUUUUCUGGCUGAGGAGACCCCCAAAAGAGCACCCCUGCUACCACAGCUGGAUUAAUGAUACACUGCAAGCUGUGCAGCAAUCUGGGGUCCCUCAGAGUCUGGUGAUGUGGACUCCAGAUGAACAAAGAGCUCAGGUGGGACGGCUAGCACCUGGUCUGAUCCAGACCUCAGUGGACAAACAGAGUCCUCAAAGUCUCCAUCAGUACGGCAUCAGCAGGCUGCUGCUCAGAUACAACCAGGCCAGCACGCAGGACAUCAGAAACUACUCCCAGAGUAACAUCAACCUCACCCUUUACACCAUCAACGAGCCCUGGCUGUACUCGGUGCUUUGGUGCAGCGGGGUGUCUUCGGUGUCCUCAGAGGCCCCACAUAUCCUCAGUAAGGUGCCUUACCCCAUCUGGCUCAUGAGACCAGAUGAAUACUGCCUGAUGUGGGUGUCAGCAGACCUCAUCUCCUUUGCUGUAGUCAUAGGAAUAUUCAUUUUCCAGAAGUAUCGGAUGAGCGGCAUGCGCAGCUACAACCCUGAACAGAUCAUGCUGAGCGCUGCGGUCAGGAGGUCCAGCAGAGACCUCAACGUGAUGAAGGAGAAACUCAUCUUCUCUGAGGUGGGGAACGGAGUUGGCAGUGCUGAUGAGCUGUACGCGGACAAUGGCUACGACUACUACACCAAUCAGGGCAUUAGCCAGUGAUUGUGACUCAGCCUGUGUGAAUCUGCUGUAGCAAGACGGAGACGACAACACU
This is a messenger RNA of Morone saxatilis (striped sea-bass), 2312 nucleotides long. RefSeq names its product glycerophosphodiester phosphodiesterase domain containing 5b (gene gdpd5b). Gene Ontology annotation, cellular component: plasma membrane. Gene Ontology annotation, biological process: positive regulation of neuron differentiation; lipid metabolic process. The record is from RefSeq and is a predicted model, not a curated record. Gene Ontology annotation, molecular function: glycerophosphodiester phosphodiesterase activity. Lineage: Eukaryota; Metazoa; Chordata; Actinopteri; Moronidae.